Molecule: messenger RNA, 813 nt
Organism: Octopus bimaculoides (California two-spot octopus)
Lineage: Eukaryota; Metazoa; Mollusca; Cephalopoda; Octopoda; Octopodidae
Product: interleukin 17-like protein
Cellular component (GO): extracellular region
Molecular function (GO): cytokine activity
Source: RefSeq, a predicted model, not a curated record
AUGGAAUGCGAGAGGAUCUGGGAAAUUAAGACCCUCCUGAACGACUUCCGCUAUGCAACUAUCAUCACCAACUACAAGGGAAAUCGAGAGGAUUCCAACAAUUAUCGGGGCAUCUCACUCCUGAGUAUUGUGAGUAAGGAGAAGUGUCAAGAGCAACAACAGCCUGCAAUGUUCAUCUUCUGGGAUCUAAAGAAAGCCUUUGACAAAAUCCCCUGUCCUGCAAUGUGGACAGUCCUUGCUCGUUUUGGAUGUCCGGAGGACUUUAUUGCCCUUCACGACAGCAUGGUUCUCUCCAGUAUUGCUAUAUUUCUAUUCAACAUCGUCUUUCUUGUAUCAUCGGCAUCAAUUCCAACCGAGUGUAAAAUACCAACCAAUCUGAAAGUUGAAUACGAGAGUUUGACCAGUGCAGCCAGUGGCAAUAACUUUUUUCUACCAGCUGAAAUAGCUCCAGCCGCAAGUAAGCAGAACACCCUGACAGACGGAGAUAAAACUUGCCCAACGGCUUCUGUAGCCAGCAAUAUCAUCCGUGAACGUUCAACCUGCCCUUGGUACCUGAACAUUACCCAUGAUUCAACAGUUUUCCCUCCAUCCCGCACCGAAGUUGUGUGUCGCUGUAAAGACUGUUUCGAUUCUGACAGCAACCACGAAUGUGUGAUGGUAUAUACUCCAAUGACUGUCCUUAAACGUAGCGAUGAAUGUGUUGAUGGACUGUACGUGUAUAAACCAAAAGUAAUUCAAAUAGCUACAGCUUGUGCGUGUGCACGAAAAGUCGAAAUACAAAGUGAUGGAAGCGACGAUGAAUACGCGUCGUAA